Oncorhynchus mykiss (rainbow trout) is the source of this 3750-nucleotide messenger RNA. Its product is annotated as zinc finger and BTB domain-containing protein 39. Lineage: Eukaryota; Metazoa; Chordata; Actinopteri; Salmoniformes; Salmonidae. The record is from RefSeq and is a predicted model, not a curated record. Gene Ontology annotation, molecular function: protein binding; DNA-binding transcription factor activity, RNA polymerase II-specific. Gene Ontology annotation, biological process: regulation of transcription by RNA polymerase II. Gene Ontology annotation, cellular component: nucleus.
CUCUUCCUGUUUGGGGGCCUUCUUUUAUUUACGUCAUUGUUAUGCGACUACUGGCUUUAAGCUAGCGAAAACGUUAGCUAAAUGGUCGAAAAUACUACCUUCUAUUGUUGGGCUCUAGGCUGUGAGUGACACUGCCAGGGAGGGAUGAGGAUACGGCUGCAGGGCUUAGGCCAUGCCGCCGGCCUCCUCACCGAGCUCAAUCACUGCCGUCUCUCCCGCCUCUUCUGUGAUGUCAUCCUCCAGGUGGGGAGCCGCUCCUUCACGGUGCACCGUGCGGUGCUCGCUUGCGCUGGGACACACUUCCGUAGCCUGUUCUCAGGUAGGGGGAAACAGAUCGGAACCUCUGGAGCCGGAGCUACGACAACGUACUCUCUGGACUUUGUGUCCCCGGCCAACUUUGAGAAGGUGCUGACGUUCAUCUACACCGGAGAGAUCUUCACAGACCUGAUAGAUGUAGGGGUGCUGUAUGAGCUGGCAGAGAGACUGGGGGUGAGAGAGCUGGUGAGAGCCUGUCACACUACCUUCCCUGACCUGCAGCAGCUGGGCUCAGGGUCUGCAGACUGUGUGGCGGAUGGAGACCUGGACUCUGACAUGGUUGCUGCUGCAGCUGGGUCAUCAAUGUGUUCGUCGUCUGCAGCAUCUUGUUCCUCUCUGUCGUCAUCUGCUGGUCCCUCGGCUGCUCCUACCCCGGCGUCAGCACCAUCACCUCUCCCUCUCCCCCAGGGCAGCAGGGUGGCCAGGCUGGGCCGGAGUGUUGGACACACAGUCACUCUGUCCCUGCCUCUCAAAGCAGAAGAUGAGCAGUCUCACCUGGGCUAUGGACAGAUGGCAGAAGACAAACAGAUACAGCUGGCUGGAGAUCAGCAGAGUUCAGUAGGUAGUCUCUCCACUGUAGCUGUUGGGGCCACCCCAGGACUUCUCCUUCCCUUGCAGCUGAAGACUGAGGAGGGCGUGGAGGUGAUGAUGGGAGACAGGGUUGGUAACAAUGAGGAGGAACAGAUGGUAGCUAGUGGGAGUAGAGCUGGUUCUCCAACUCCAUGUGUGUCUGACGCCUGCUCCUUCCCUGACUCGUCAGCCCAGCUGGGAAGGGUGGUCUGUGGGGUGGAGGCUCCCUGCGCCCCCUCCUCCUUUAGAGACCUGCAGUCGGGGGUCGGGAGUCUGCAGUCGGGGGGGGUGGAUGGGCUUAACUCUGGCCACACAGGGGUGACAGGGGUCAUCUUCGAAGGGGAGGAGAAUGAAGAAGAUAAUGAGGAAGAGAGAGAGCAGCUACUGGGAGACGAAGAAGGGACUGACGGAGGAGGGGACCUGUGGAGACCCCUGGCUGAAGAUGUCAUUGAGCUGAGCGAUGAUGAGAAUUACAUGGAGGAGGAAGAAGAUGAGGAGGACGAUGAAGAUGAGGACUUUGUGUGUGUGGAGAAUGGAGCAGUGGUUGGCAGAGAGGGAGUGGACCCUGGCCAGAAGUCGGGUAUGGUGGUGUGUAAAGCCUGUGGGAUGGAACUGUUAACAGAGUCUGCUGCCCUGGGGGCCCACGCGGAGACCCACCUUACUGAGACAGGGACCUGCAGGGUGUGUGGGGCAUCUUUCCCUGGGGACCGCGGGGCCAGCAUCACCCACGCCCUGUCCCAUGUGGUUUUCUCCUGUGACAUGUGUCAUCUCCAGUUCUGCAGCCAGGCCAAGCUGGUACGCCACAGACGCCAGGCGGCUGCUCGGUACACCCUCCCCAGUCAGCUCCACACCGCCACCCAGGGGCACAAUGGGGAGCUGCAGUGUGCCGUCUGUAACAAAACCCUCACCAAGGAUUUCCAGGUCAUCAGGGAUCACCUGCUGAGUCACGUGUCUAUCCAGUCACUGAGCUGUGGUGUGUGCCUGUUACCCCAGCCCUCCCUGUGUGCCCUGCUGUGGCACGCCCUCACCCACCUCUCCCUGCCAGUCUACUCCUGCCCUCUCUGUGCCUGCGGCUUCCUGGAUCGCCCUCUGCUGGACAGACACAUGGCCCUGCAUGCCGAGGAGGCAGAAACUGACAGAGAGGCCAUGAGGGCUCAUAAAGCAGCCGGGGCAGAGGGAGAGGAGGAGCUGCGUUGCUUCUUAUGCCCACAGACCUUCCGCUCUGGCACAGCCUUCCAGUACCACCUGAGUUUUCACACCAAUGAGACCCAGCCCCAGGGACAGGGCAGUCAGGGGUGGACAGGGAAACGUAAGGCUGACCAGCUGGAGUACUCCUGCUCCUCCUCCUCACCCCUGGAGGCUGGCAGCCUGGGGAAGCUUGGCAACAUGGGCUUUGACCUGGGGAUGGGCUCCUUCCGCCUCUCAGACAAGCUGCUUCAGGGGGCCUUGGCAUCUGGCUUCUCCGCAGGCCUCCUGUCCAAUGGGAACUCCUCUAGCAUGGGUGGGUUGGGCAUGGGCGCCGCUACUCCCCGGGGGAAAUGGUACCGCUGUCGCUUCUGCGGCAAACGCUUCGCCCACUCUGGCGAGUUCACCUACCACCUGCGCAUUCACACUGGGGAGAAGCCGUACCAGUGCAAGGUGUGCCUGAGGUUCUUCCGAGGCCGCUCCACCAUGAUCUGCCACCUGAAGACCCACGCCGGGGCGCUCAUGUACCGCUGCACUGUCUGCGGCCUGUAUUUCUCCACGCUCAAGCUGGUGUCCUCCCACAUGGCGAUCCACAAGGACCACCUGCCUCCAGACUUCAACAUAGAGCAGACCUUCAUGUACAAUGACCACUCCAAAGAACCCCUCCCCGCCCUGGACACCUAAUCAGCUACUCCUCUGGUGUCCUUCUGCCUUCAUCUCGCUUUCACUUUUAGUUCCCACGUCUUUUUUUGUCUUUGAGCUGGUCUAUCAUGCUCCUCCUCUUCUCUCUCUCUCUUUCUCUCUCUCUCUGGUUGUGAGCCUUAUAUAUAGACUUGUAGAAUGCAUUUAACUUGUUUUAUGUCUGUGUUUGAGAUGGUGUUUUGGAUGGAAGAGACCUGUUUUGUAGCAUAGCGUAAAGGACAUCUUCCUUGGAAGUAGUUUAGCCACUUGAUGGCAGUGUAUGCACUGUUGUCUAUGGAAGGACUUAUUACCAUUUACUGUUUGCAAGCUGUCUUCAAGUCAGUUGGCUUUUCCUAAAUUGCAGUCAAACAUUUUCCUAAGUGUACUAUUACUCUGCUUUACAAAAAGUGUUGUUUUUCUGUCAGUUAAGCACCAUGUAUUAAUUUAUAUAUGAAACACAUGAUGGACCGUCUGUGUCUGUCUGAGUGAAACACCAUAUUUACCACUGUGCACCAAGCGUUAAAGGCCCAGUGCAGUCAAAAACGUGAUUUCCUUGUGUUUUAUAUAUAUUUCCACAUCAUGUGGUUGGAAUAAUACUGUGAAAUUGGGACAAUUAUGGUUGUGAAAAGACGACCUGAAAUUCCAGCCUGUUUUAGUGGGAUGGAGUUUUUGCCUGCCUGGUGACGUCACCAGACGGUAAAUUACUUAAUAGACCAAUAAGAAAAAAGUUCCAAACCUCUCUGCCAAUUACUGCUACUUUUCAGUGUUCCCCUCAGACAGUCCUAGCAAAGUUAUUGCUUGCGAACUUGUUCUUUGCUAAGAAGCUAUUUUAGUUUAUUUUUUACCAUUUUAAUUGAAAAGAAUCACAGUAAGUUACUUCAUUGUUACCCAGAAAUGAUUUGAUAUUGAGAUUAAAAAAAAAAACAGCUGCAUUGGACCAGUAAGUGUACCUGACCAGUCAUACUGUACUUUGCAACCAAUGAAUGUGGCCUUAAUGUA